Ectocarpus sp. CCAP 1310/34 is the source of this 1061-nucleotide messenger RNA. NCBI's taxonomy places the organism in Eukaryota, Phaeophyceae, Ectocarpales, Ectocarpaceae. The record is from the annotation of a GenBank genome assembly.
AUGUGCCUCACGCACCACACGCCGAGUUCAGGCGGAAAGGAGCACGCGCGCCCAAGAACUUUCGACAACGAGAUGACUCGCGAGGGCAUUGCGCAGAUGUCCGGCUUCAUUAUCGACCUUGCUGAUACAGGCAUGAAGACGGCAGAUCUCCACAAGACUGUUCAGCAGAAGAGCGGGAAGAGGCUGGGCGUCGAAGGGAAAGCGGUGGUGCGAUCCAUUGUUGACAGGCAUGAAAAGGCCUCUCGUGAAGCCUUCAACGACGCCCAGAAGUUCCUUCAGCACCUGCAGCACAGCAAGGCGCACAUGUGGUUCAAGGCUGACGAGCAGGCCCGAAUCACGAGCAUCGCUUGGGCGUCUGACGUGCAGAAGGCCACCGCGGUGAACUUCCACUCCGUCAUCAUAACGGACACGACAUUCAACACGAACCGGUGAGUGGAGUGGGCAUUCUGUAUGGUCCAAUCCGUAGCCGUCUAUAUACUAUCCUCGGAGCGAUACCGUUGGAGCCCAAGCGGUCGGAUUUUGUUAUUAACACAUUGGCACCACGGUUGAGAGGUUGACGUAAUUGGAGUGUGUGUGUAUUGCAUGAGUUGAUUUCUGGUGAUUAGUGUUCGGACAUGUUGCAAGGAAAUGACAUUGAUUGGUUGUAGGUCAGGUAUUGUACGUUGUAGUUACGUGUUAAUUCAAACGAGACUGAUCGCAGAUAAGUAUGUGUUGCAAACUCGUGGCUUCUGGGGAAAACAUGUUGUAUUAUGAGACCAUGGCUCGAGAGACAGGGUAGCAGAUGGAGUGGGCGUGGUGGGCGAGAGGGGCAAGCACCUCAGCACCACCAGCCAUGUACCUCGGUCAACGCAUAAAACCAGAACACAAUUCUCAGAACAGCCAGCAUACCCCCAACGAAUACUCGGAGUAAUGCACAGUCCACAGAAGAACAUUCCUACAGUCUACCAAGAACGUUCUACUGUUCCUGAUUGUGUGGCCGUUCAACGAUCCAGUACGACACAGUCCCGUGAUUCAAACCGUCCAAUCAACGUUGAUAUUCUACGGCACUCUGUCUACACAUA